AUGAAGGGUAUCUCUGGUCUCUCACGCGUAACUGGUCGGGAACACGACCAGAUUUCUCGUUUUAUUCUCGGUAUAAUCAUCGAUAUUCCACUGCCAGAUGGACUUUCAUCUGGACGGCUCAUGGGUGCGGUCCGUGGAAUUUUGGAUUUUGUCUAUCUUGCUCAAUAUCCUAUGCAUACGGACGAAACCUUGCAACUGCUCAAUGACUCUCUACGAAUUUUCCACGAGAACAAGGAUAUCUUUGUUCAACUCGGAGUGCGUGAUAGCUUCAACCUCCCCAAACUCCAUGGAUGCUCUCAUUACUCCCCUUAUAUUCGACUCUUUGGCACAACCGACAACUAUAACACCGAGUACACUGAACGCUUACAUAUCGAUCUGGCCAAGGAUGCCUAUCGCUCAACCAAUUUCAAGGACGAAUUCCCUCAAAUGACGCUCUGGCUUGAACGAAAGGAAAAAGUCAUUCGACAUGCAAAGUUCAUCCGCUGGAAACUUGACGGCUGUCCUCCCCCUCCCACUCCACCCAAGCUGAAUCCUGGCAUUGUCUAUGAGCAUACCCUGCUUAUGGCAAAGCACCCUACCCAAAAGGCUGUUACAUUCAACACACUAUCAAGACACGAGGACACAACACAUUUGCUUUCUCCUGCACAGAUUCAGUCCAGGGCUGAACGCUUACAUCUCCCAUUCAAUCGUCUCCCAGUCUACCAUCGAAUCAAGUUCACAACCCCAGAUCCAUUCACUCUUGGCGGUCCCUCCGACAAUAUUGUUGACUCGGUGCAUGUUGAGCCAGCACGGUCGACCAAUAUGGGAAAGAUAAUUCCGGCCUGUUUUGACACAGUCUUAGUCAAUGAUGGUACAGGGGAGCUCACUGGAACAAAAGGUAUGCUUAUAAUUAGUCUUUAUAUAUCUUAG
This is a messenger RNA of Mycena indigotica, 909 nucleotides long. RefSeq lists its product as uncharacterized. The coding region runs from base 1 to 909 and encodes 302 amino acids. The record is from RefSeq and is a predicted model, not a curated record. Lineage: Eukaryota; Fungi; Basidiomycota; Agaricomycetes; Agaricales; Mycenaceae. The transcript is spliced from 2 exons.